Molecule: messenger RNA, 1752 nt
Organism: Psilocybe cubensis
Lineage: Eukaryota; Fungi; Basidiomycota; Agaricomycetes; Agaricales; Agrocybaceae
Exons: 7
Coding region: 1-1752 (583 amino acids)
Biological process (GO): ubiquitin-dependent protein catabolic process; protein ubiquitination; mRNA processing
Cellular component (GO): nucleus
Molecular function (GO): zinc ion binding; nucleic acid binding; ubiquitin protein ligase activity
Source: RefSeq, a predicted model, not a curated record
AUGGCAUCUUCUGUUUUUUACAAGUUCAAUUCAAGGAAGGACGAGUCCAGAGUGUCGUUCGAUGGCACCGGUAUAUCUGUCUUCGAUUUGAAACGUGAAAUCAUUCUUGCCAACAACAUGGGUAAGGCGAACGAUUUUGAUCUCUAUGUGUACGAUGCGACGUCAAAGCAAGAGUUCAAAGAUGAUGCCCAAAUUAUCCCGCGAUCGUCUUCUGUAAUCGUAAAGCGUCUCCCUGCUGCUCGACCGGGCAAGGGCAAGGCGUCGUUGUAUGUUAAUGGGGGCGGUCCGCCGCCAAUACCCACUUCCGAGCCCGUGUCCCGAGGGGGAUCAGCCCCUGGUGGAAUCACCUGGCACAAGGGCUCCAUGUCUAAGAGAUUUGAUGGCAAAGAAGAACCUACAACUGUAUCUCCCUCCAAACAAUCGACACCGACACCGACACCAGUGGUGGCAAGCCACAUCACCAAAGAGGAUGAGGCGGCCGCAAUGGCUGCCAUGUUCCAAGCCCAGACUCAGAACUGGGAAGAAACCCAAGAAAAGAUGUCCCAGUUGGUGUUACCCUUCAGGGGCUUCAACCGCGGUGGAAAGCCUUUCCAGCCGCACCAAUCUCACAGUGAUAAGCCUCUGCCUCCUAGUUAUGUGUGUUACCGCUGCGGACAGAAAGGACAUUGGAUUCAGGAUUGCCCGACGAAUAGUGAUCGUGAAUUUGACAACAGACCGCGUAUCAAGAGAACGACAGGUAUACCUAGAAGUAUGUUAAAGGCGGUGGAAAACCCCAACAGUUCCGAACUGACACAGGGUGUGAUGGUGACUCCUGACGGAGGCUACGUUGUCGCUCAACCUGACGUGGCAUCAUGGCAAAAGAAAGUGGCGCGCGUGAAAGGCUUGACAGCGCUCGAGGUCCGCGAGAAGGUGCCGUCGGACGCAACAUUAGCAUGUCCGAUAGACAACAAGCUUUUCCGGGACGCUGUAAAAACGCCGUGCUGUAAUAAAGCCUACUGCGAGGAAUGCAUACAGACAUAUCUUCUUGAGCGAGAUUUCGUGUGCCCGAAUUGCCAGAAGAAGAUCCCGUCGCUGGAUAAACUCGCGGUGGACAAGCCCACGCGGACAAAGGUCACCGAUUACAUUGAGAAAGCUAUCGAAGAGAGCAGAAAGGAAGGAGGCGAAGAUGGCUCCGCUGCGAAAUCUGACGCGAAUGGCACACAGACCGGUGCAUCGGACGACGCGAACCUAGGCGAACAGGACAUAUACUCGGACCAGCAGCCCGACCUGAACAUGGACAUGUCCCAAAUGCUCGUCGACCAGAUCCCACAGCUGCAAGCGCAGAUCGCACAGAUCUCGCAGGCGCUGCAGAACCCGAACCUGCCGCGGGCGGUGCGGCAGCAGACGGAGCUGCAGCACCAGCAGCUGCAGAUGCAGCUCGCGCAUGCGCAGGCGGUGGCGCAGACGCUCGCGCUCGCGUCGUCGUAUCAGCAGCAGCAGGUGCAGGUGCAGCAGGCGGCGGCGGCGGCUGUUGCGGCUGCUGCUGCGGGGGUGGGGGUGCCGGGUAUGGGAGGGUUUGCGGCGCUUGGUGGGUAUCAGCAGCAGCAGCAGCAACAGCAGUGGAAUCAGUUUGGAGGUAUGGGCGGUCAAGAUUCGGCGUACCAGCGGUUGCCUGUGAAUAAUAGGCGGCGGAACUUGAAGCGCGAUAGACCCGCGGAUUUUUUUGAGACGACGAACCCUGACGGGUCAAAGGUACCGCGAUAUUGGGAGUGA